Messenger RNA from Saccharomycopsis crataegensis, 1050 nucleotides. Its product is annotated as RTA1 domain-containing protein. Gene Ontology annotation, cellular component: plasma membrane; fungal-type vacuole. The transcript has a single exon. NCBI's taxonomy places the organism in Eukaryota, Fungi, Ascomycota, Saccharomycetes, Ascoideales, Saccharomycopsidaceae. The coding region runs from base 1 to 1050 and encodes 349 amino acids. The record is from RefSeq and is a predicted model, not a curated record.
AUGAGUGCUUCUUCUACAACUUCGGCUAUAUCUUCAACUAUUACUACAGCUAUUGCUUCGGCGACUGCCACGCAAAGCGCCUCUGGCUUUGUUCCUUCAAAAUCUGGGAACUUGGCUUUUACUGUGCUAUUUGGUAUCAUACUUAUUUCUCAUAUUGUGCUUGGAAUAUAUUUCAAACAACGGUGGUUUGGACUGACCAUUUCUAUUGGAAUUUUGCUCGAAAUGGUCGGUUACGGCUCAAGGGUCGCUUUGGCAAAUAAUCCAACUAGCCAAGAUAUGUUCCUAUCGCAAAUCACUUGCCUUACGGUUGCUCCUUGCUUUAUAAUGGCUGCCUAUUACUACUUGUUGGGGAAACUUGUCAUAAUUUAUGGGCCACGGUUUUCGAUGCUCCCUCCAAUUUAUUAUUCAUACCUUUUUGUCACUUGUGAUAUUAUCGCUCUAGUAAUCCAAUCUUUUGGUGGGGUCGUCAGUUCUUCUGCAGCUACCACCGAUACUCAGCAACAACAACUCGGAACCCAUAUCAUGGUUGGUGGUUUGGUUUUCCAAGUGGUUAGUAUGACUGCUUAUUUGGUGUUUUGGCUCUUUUUUUUCUACAGCGUGUAUUUUAGAUCAUCAAAAGAGACUUCCAGAUCGUUCAACGUUGGCAUCACCAAUUUUUUCCACACCAAUUACAAAGAUGAGCUUUUUAACCCUGACUAUUCCCGGAUGAGAUCUAGGCAAUAUUUCAAAUAUUUCCCGCUAACCGUCACCAUUGGGAUCUUUGCGGUGUAUGUCAGAUGUAUCUAUAGAGUGAUCGAGUUAUCAGAAGGGUGGAGUGGGUAUUUGAUUACCCAUGAGGCCUUUGUUUUUGUGUUUGAUGGUGCCAUGGUUUUAAUUGCAACAUAUAUUUUGCUUCCGCCAUUCUACCCAGGUUAUGUGUUUGGUAAAAACACCGUUAUUGUUGUUCCAAAAUCUUUAAAAAUCAAAAAGCAAGAUACAACUCAAGAUAUUAAUCUUCAGAAUUAUAGUUAUUAUAAUUCCCAAAGUAAAGAUAUGCUUGUGAAGAACUAA